UCGAGCGCCCACUUUGCUGGACGCCAGGCGCUGACAGGAACAGUUCAGCUAGCUUGUUAACAGGUAAAUAACAGUCGGGUCAGUAAUGGCGGAGAACAGCGGUAACAUGAACAUUAACCCGGCCAACCUUCCACCGGGAGACCCGCAGCUUAUCGCCAUGAUUGUGGAGCAUUUAAAGAACCGAGGGCUUUUCGAUGAAUUCCGCAGGGACUGUUUAGCUGAUGUCGACACGAAGCCCGCCUACCAGAACCUGCGGCAAAAAGUUGACAACUUUGUGUCUUCGCACCUCAGUACGCAGGACUGGAACCCGUCCAUCAACAAGAACCAGAUGAGGAACGGACUCAGACAAAGUGUUGUUCAAUCAGGAAUGCUGGAGUCUGGUGUGGACAGGAUUAUUACUCAGGUCGUGGACCCCAAGAUGAACCACACCUUCAGGCCUCAAAUAGAGACUGCUGUUCAUGAAUUUCUCUCCUUGGAUGGGAAAGAGGAGAACACCUCAAGUCUGAACUCUGCAUCAUCUGAGCAAACAGAACCACAGGAGCCCCCCGGUGUCUCUGGCCCCAAAACCCCCCUGCUGGCCAUGGAGCUGCAUGAUCAUAUCCUGGAGAAACAGGGGAGCCAGGUGAAAAGGCGCCUCUCCCUGCAGAGCACAGCUGAAAUCCAGAGCUGCCUGGUGAGUUCAGGGGAUGUCGGCUGUGGGAUGUUUCAGUGUUUCAGCAACAACUCCUGUGAGAUCCACGGCCUUCACCACAUAUGCCUCACUCUGCUGCACAACGCAGGACGCUAUGACUCCCAGGGUAAAUCAUAUGUAAAGGACGCACUUCGAUGCAUGGCGCUUGGACUGCGUCAGCGUUUCAGCUGCGUGAGCCGCCGCUGCUCUGCAGUGAAGGAGAUGGUGUUCUCGCUCCAGAGAGAGUGCUACUCCAAACACCACCUCUGCCUCGCUGUGCGCGAUCACCUGGACACCAUGGGGAACCUGGUCCAGUUCCAACUUAUGUUUCCUGCAGGGCCGUACGUCGAACUAAUGAACUUCCUGUUAAAGUGUGGAGGCGAGAUCAGAACCUGGGUCGGACGCCGUUUACGGGGACAGUGUGAGCAACACUGGGGGGGGCUCUGCAGCACCUUUAUAAACACCUGCCCUCACAGUCAAUCUGACCCCACCAGUCCACCCCCCUUCGUCACCGGACCCGUCACCCCAGUGGACCCUCUGCAGCAUCCUACCAGCGAGGUUGAUCGAGAAGACAUGACCUCUGACAGGCUGACAGGCAGCACCAUCAAAUCUGAUCUCACUGCGUCUUGAAGCCUCUUAUAUCACGAGUUACACAGGUGCACCCAGGGUACACAAACAUUAAGCACUUAUAUUAUCCGUAGAAUAAGAAAAAAAAGUUACGUAAGAUGGGUUUUCUGUUUAGUGUUGUCAGUGAAAGCAAUGUAGCAAUAUUUAUUUAGUGUGUGGGUGUUAUAAGUAGAUUUAUAUUUUUUCAGAACAGUUAUAGGACAGAAAGCCAUUAAUCUACCUCGCUCCAGUAUUACUUUUUUCUUCAGAGUGGCACACUAACUCGUUAACACAGGGACAAUUUUUUUUUAGCUAAUGAGCAACUGAUGGCAAAAUAUUACGUUUCUUUUUGUGUUUAUUAGCAACUUGUGCAUCGUGUAUACAACUAAUGUACAGGCAUUUAAACAAAUGAUCAGACCACCCAUGCUUUUCUCCAUUUCUUGAUCUGAAGGCGUUUUAAUGCAAAAACAGAAAACGAAACGGGUGGUCUGAUAGUUGCUUUCAUGACUUUUUAUCUUGAAAUGUUACACCUACAUGUAGGGAUGCACGAUAUUGGGAUUUUGGCCGAUAUCCGAUAUUUUAAAA
Cyprinodon variegatus (sheepshead minnow) is the source of this 1861-nucleotide messenger RNA. RefSeq lists its product as uncharacterized. NCBI's taxonomy places the organism in Eukaryota, Metazoa, Chordata, Actinopteri, Cyprinodontiformes, Cyprinodontidae. The coding region runs from base 86 to 1300 and encodes 404 amino acids. The transcript has 7 exons. Gene Ontology annotation, molecular function: hormone activity. Gene Ontology annotation, cellular component: extracellular region. The record is from RefSeq and is a predicted model, not a curated record.